AUGUCUACCUCAAAUUUAUUGAAUAAUUCCUUUGAUGAAAGCGACGAAGAGGACGAUAAUUUCAAUCCCCAACCUGCGGAUCUUUCAGACAACGAAGAUGAAGGAAACAACACAACCAGCGCGCAAAGACAAAAUGAAGCUUCGCGUCAUCAAGUAGGCGAUGACGAUGGCUCCGAUGAUGAAGCAGGCCCCUCGAGUAAUAGAAAACACGGGUCGGGUGGUGCUCAAGACGACGAUGAAGACGAAGAUGAUGAAGGCGAGGGAGAAGACAUUGGUGGAGGUGCUAAUGAUGAUGACGAUGAGGAAGAAGAAGAAGAAGAGGAUGAUGAAGAGGAAAUUACGGGACACCGCCGCAAGCGCCGCAGAGACCGUCGCAAUGUUUUCCUCGAUGUCGAAGCUGAAGUAGAUGAAGAUGAGGAUGAGAAUGAGGAUGACGAAGAUGAAUUGAACGAAAUGAAUCACACUUUCAUUGCAGACACACACCCGGAUGAUAUGGCAGACCUUCCAGAUGGUGGUGAGACAGAUGACAGGCGUCACCGAGAUUUAGAUAGAAGACGCGAAAUGGAGGCGAGUCUUGAUGCGGAAAAGCAAGCAGAAAUUCUACGACAACGAUAUGCGAACAAGGGUCGAUCAUCAAGAGGCACUGGAGACUCAGCGGUCGUUCCAAAGCGUCUUUUACUUCCUAGUGUUGACGAUCCUAGUAUUUGGGCUGUACGAUGUAAAGAAGGAAAAGAAAGAGAGGCCGUCUUCUCUAUUAUGAAGCGCAUAGAAGAGAGAGCUGGUACUAAAGAGGAACUUGCGAUCACUUGCGCUUUUGAACGUGGUGGAACGCAGUCUACAAUGAAGGGUUUUAUUUAUGUUGAAGCACAGCGACAAGCCGACAUUUUGACUGCUAUGGAUGGCCUUAUGAAUGUCUACCCUCGAACUAAGAUGAUGCUGGUUGAGAUCAAGGAAAUGCCAGACCUUCUCAGAGUUACGAAGAGUCCAACUGUAGAGGUUGGAGCAUAUGUACGACUUAGGCGUCCAGUGAAAUAUGCGGGUGAUCUUGCGCAAGUGUUGGAAGUCACUGAUACUGGUCUCGAACUCCGUGUCAGAUAUGUACCUCGUCUCGACUAUGGUCUUCAUGAGGAUACUAGUGUAGGAGCGGACGGAAAAAGAAAGCGCCCAGUAGCCGGACCACGUCCACCCCAAAGACUCUUCAGUGAAGCUGAAGCUAAAAAACGACAUGCAAAACAUCUGCAAGGUCGACCAGACACGAAAACAUGGAAUUACUUCAAUGAAGAAUAUAUCAAUGGAUAUUGCGAGAAGGAGGUUAAAAUCCAGGCGCUGAUCACUAAGGAUGUUAAUCCAACCCUCGAAGAAGUCACAAGAUUUGCUUCUGGUGCCGAAGAUGGAACCGAAAACUUGGAUUUAAAUGCUCUCGCUGCAAGCUUGAAAGCAAGCACAGCCAAUGCCUCUUAUUUACCGGGAGACGUCAUUGAGGUUUACGAAGGGGAACAAAAGGGUGUCGUUGGUAAAGCAGUUUCUGUCACUGGUGAUAUUGUCACAAUGGCUGUGUCCGAAGGAGCAUUAAGAGGUCAAACUAUCGAAAUUCCUAUCAAGGGUCUACGUAAGCGUUUCCGUGAGGGUGAUCACGUCAAAGUGAUUGGCGGCAGUAGGUUUAGAGAUGAAGUUGGUAUGGUCGUCAAGAUUAUUGAGGAUCGUGUCACUUUGUUGAGUGAUCAAAACAAUAAUGAAAUCACUGUUUUCAGCAAAGAUCUUCGGGAAGCAAGCGAUUCUGGUGGGAGUGGUGCGUUAGGAAAGUACGAGCUUUGGGAUUUAGUUCAACUAGACCCGUCUACUGUUGCUUGUAUCAUCAAAGUUGAUCGCGAAUCGCUUGUUGUUCUUGACCAGAAUGGAUCUAACAGGACCGUCAUUCCAUCUCAGAUUUCCAAUAAGCUCGAAAAGCGUAGGAACGCGGUGGCGACAGAUCGUAAUGGUGCUGAGAUCAAGAUGGAGGAUACCGUGAAAGAAUUUGGGGGAGAGGCUAGGUCUGGCAGAAUUCUACAUAUUCAUCGAGCCUAUCUCUUCUUGAAGAGUUCCGAGCUGAGCGAGAAUGCUGGUAUAUUUGUGGCGCGAACUACCAGCGUGCAAAGUGUCUCUGCCAAGGGAGGACGCAUCACUGAAAAUGCGGCUUCACCGGAUCUUAGCUCUAUGAACCCGGCAAUGAAGCUCAAUCCCAAGAGCAACGGCCAAAUGCUUCCACCUAAAUCAUUUGGUCGUGAUAAAUCUAUUGGUCAGACUGUUACAAUCCGCAAAGGCCCAUACAAGGGAUUACUCGGUAUUGUUAAAGAUACCACAGACACCCAUGCAAGAGUAGAAUUACACACAAAGAGCAAGGUAAUCAGUGUGCCAAAAGACUGCCUUGGAUUCAAGGACAAGAUAAGUGGAGCAUCGGUAGAUCCAAAUGGUUUCAGAGGUGGUCCUGGUGGUGGUAGAGGAGGAGGAGCUCCAAGAGGUCGUGGUGGAUUCGGAGGUGCAACUCCUGGACCAGGUUGGGACUCUGGUGCUGGUGGACGAACACCAAUGCCAGGUGGUCUUCCUGAACGCACUCCAGCUUGGGGAAGAACUCCUCAUGGUGGUGCCCAAGGUGGAAGAACGCCUGCCUGGAAGUCUGGUCCCACUGAUGGUGGUCGAACACCUGGUUGGUCGAACGAUGGAUCUCGAACUGUUUAUGCCGCAAAUGAUGGUAGUCGGACAGCCUAUGGAGGUGGCAAUAGAACUCCUGCUUGGUCAUCCGGUGCCAAAACCCCAGCUUAUGGCUUAUCAGAUAACUAUGGAUCCAAAACUCCCGCGUAUGGCGGCAGUGGAAAUGCUGGAGAUGCAUGGGGUUCGAAGACUCCAGCCUAUCAACCAAAUAAUUCAAACGACAACUGGAACUCCGGCCAAUCCAAUAACAAUAAUUGGGGAACAGCCUACGAUGCUCCAACCCCUGGUGGUCCUUUAUCGGCACCUACACCAGCUGCUAUGAAUGCACCAACCCCAGGUGGAUAUUCUGCUCCCACACCAGCUGCAAUGAACGCUCCAACUCCCGGGGCUUAUUCGGCGCCAACACCAGCUCCAGGUUAUUGGGGUGCUCCUACACCUCAAGCAAUGGAUGCUCCUACACCUGGACCAGGAUAUUAUGCAGGUGCCCCUACACCGGGUGCCUAUGCUGCGGAUACUCCAGCAGGUAAUUGGCAGGAUGAUGGUCCUAGAUACGUGGAUUAA
Botrytis sinoallii is the source of this 3249-nucleotide messenger RNA. RefSeq lists its product as uncharacterized. Lineage: Eukaryota; Fungi; Ascomycota; Leotiomycetes; Helotiales; Sclerotiniaceae. Gene Ontology annotation, molecular function: protein binding; mRNA binding. The transcript has 3 exons. The record is from RefSeq and is a predicted model, not a curated record. Gene Ontology annotation, cellular component: DSIF complex. Gene Ontology annotation, biological process: regulation of DNA-templated transcription elongation; regulation of transcription by RNA polymerase II; transcription elongation by RNA polymerase II. Bases 1 to 3249 code for a protein of 1082 amino acids.